Molecule: messenger RNA, 4048 nt
Organism: Leptopilina boulardi
Lineage: Eukaryota; Metazoa; Arthropoda; Insecta; Hymenoptera; Figitidae
Product: PMS1 protein homolog 1-like
Exons: 13
Coding region: 80-2473 (797 amino acids)
Biological process (GO): mismatch repair
Cellular component (GO): MutLalpha complex
Molecular function (GO): ATP binding; ATP hydrolysis activity; mismatched DNA binding
Source: RefSeq, a predicted model, not a curated record
GUUUAGUUUUUUAUUUUCUUUCUGCUUUGACCAAGUUAAACUUAUUUUAUAUAAACUUAUAAAGUGUUAAAUAAUUACAAUGACAAUCACAGCAUUAGAUCAAAGUACUGUAAAAUUUUUGAAGACAAGCCAAGUUAUCACAUCAGUAUCCUAUGCUGUUAAAGAACUUGUGGAAAAUUCACUUGAUGCCGGUGCCAAAAAUAUUGAAAUUAACCUUUCUGAUGAUGGAUUAACAAAUAUUGAAGUAAAAGACGAUGGCUCUGGAAUUUCAAAAGAAGAUGCUCCAUUUAUGGCACUGUCAUCGUAUACUUCAAAAAUAAAUAAUUUCGAAGACUUGGCUAAACUGUAUACAUAUGGCUUUCGAGGAGAAGCUCUUCAAGCUUUAAGUGAAGUUGCAGAGCUUAUAGUUAUUACAAAAUCACAAAAUGAAGAGAUUGCAACUUUAUAUAAUAUUGACUCACAAGGGAAUAUCUCAAAAUCGGAACCUUGUCAUAGAUCAGUGGGUACAACUGUUCAGGUUAAAGGAUUAUUUAAAAAUUUACCCGUUAGAAGACAAAAUUUACUUAAUUCGAGAAGAGCAAAUCAGGAUUUGAAAUAUUUGGAAGUUCUGUUAAAAAGCUUUGGAAUUAUUCAUCCUGAUCUUCGAAUUACUUAUAGGUUGAAUAAACAAAUUGUAUUUAUAAAACCAAUUGCCAAUAAUCUAAUUGAAUCAAUUACAAAUGUCUUGGGAAAAGAUGUGUCGUCUAAUUUGGAAUUUAUUGAGAAAACUUUUUCCGAGGGUAAAAUUCAAUUAAUGCUACCAAAAAUAGAUCUUCCAGAACCAACGCUAAUUUGUCAAUCAAAAUCUCAAUUUAUUUUUGUUAACAAUAGAAUUCUUGUCUAUAAAGAAUUACAAAAGCUCUUAAAUAAGAAGAUUAAUGAGUAUUAUUUAAAGAAGGGAAUCACAUUAACAAAUUGUAUAUUUUUUAUAAACAUAAAAGUAGACCCUUCAAAUAUAGAUAUUAAUUUAGAACCAAACAAGACUAAAGGAUUUUUAAAAAACGAGAGUAAAAUAAUCGAAUUUAUCGAAUCAGUUGUGAUGAAUUUUUACCAAUUGGAUAUAUUUCCAGAAACUGAGAAUGAUAAAUUAAAAGAAGCUUCAAUUAACGAUAAUACCUAUUCAGAUGAGAAAAAUAAUAGAGAUUCAAGUAUCGCAGACAAAGAAAACGAAUGGCCUGCAUGUAAAAAACGCAAAGUGGAAUUUAAUAGAAAAUCAUCUACUGGUGAUAUUGUGGACAAUGCAAAAUUUUUAUCUAUUGACAAUGAAUCUAGUGAUACGAUAUCACCAAUGAUUUUAAGUAUAAAGGACCCAAUUUUAAGUGAAUCAGACUCAAAUAGCGAUAAUGAAAUGAAAGGAAGGCGUAGUGUUACAUCCAGAAGAAGCAAAGAAUUACUUAGAAAUAAGAGAGUCUCCAAUGAAUCUGUAACCAAAGAAAUGCCUAUGGAUACGGAAACUUUGUCUCAAUUACCAGUUGUCGAUCUUGGGGAGGAAUUUUCACAAUUAAGCAAAGAAUUUUCUAAAGAAACAUUACAAUCAAACGAUUUAACUUCUGAGUCAAUGGAUGAUAUAGAUCCAUUGUUAUUAGAUGUUAAUCUAGAUGAAUUUCUAGACUUUAAUAUGGAGUCAGAAAAAUCAAAACCUGCUUUGAAACAGAGUACUUUAAGUCUAGACACUUCUCAAACUGGAGAAAUAUCUUUUAAAUUGGAUAAAGAUAGUUUCGCGAAUGAUAGUUUAAUCCAACCGUCACCUAAUUCUUGGAGUCGAGGACAUGUUUCAGGAUUGAUGGCAGGCACUGAAGUCAAAGUAGCUGGAUUAAAUGAAAAGGACCGACCAAGUAGUUUAACUGGUUUUAAUAUAUUUUUUUCACAAGUACGAUCACAAGUUGUGGAAGAAAAUCCUGAAAUGUCUGUCCCUCAAAUUGCUAAUCUUCUUACAAAUCGUUGGAAGGAAAUGAGUCAUGAGCAAAGGGCGAAUUAUUAUGAAAUGGCUCAAAAAAGAAUGAAUCAAGAAGAAUUGUCAUUGAAAAGAGAAAAAAAAGAAAAGCAAGAAAAGGAGAAAAACAAAAAAAGACUUUUGAAAAUGUUAAAUAUUAUGAAAGCAAAUAAUAAAGAAGUAAAUAAAACAAAAGAAACUAUGAAAAUAAGAACAACAACACAAAUGGAAACUAACAUCAAAAGUCUCACUGAGAAAUUCUAUAGAAAAAAAUCUUCAAAUCAAAACUUGGUAAUAGGAAAAUUACAACCUUCUUUAUGGAUUGUGAAAAUAUCCACUCAGUUUUGGUUACUCGACGUAGCGGAAAUGUUUAAAAAAUUAAAUUUUAUUGAACAUAGUUCAAAUGAAACUAACGCCAAGACACUGGAAAAGCUUUUAAAACGAUGGACAUUAGAAAAAGACGAUAUGUCUAUUUUACAUCUUAUCGAUAAAAAUAUGUAGUUAGAUUCAAAAAUAAUUUUAAAAAUUUUAUGACAUUUUAAUGUUAAAAUAUUAGUAUUUUUUUAUUAUUUAAUAAUUUUAAUAAAAAUAUUUAUAACAUAAAUCAUUUACUGUUAUUUUCAUUUACAUGGAAAUUCGUAUUUAUUUUUAAAUUUAGCGCCUUUUGUAAAUAAUCGAAAUAAGUCUAUCGAUAUGUCGUACAUCGAUAGAUAUCAGAGUUGGGCGGGCCAAAUCAAAAAGUAAACUAAGACCGUUUAUAUAAAGUAGUAAUAUACGUUAAAAUUACUUGAUAUUUUAAAAUAAUAUCAAAUUAUUAAAGAUAAGUUGACAAGUGUUUAAAUUUUUCUUAAAUACGUGAAUCAUUUUUAAAUAAUGAAACGAACAAAAAAAUAGCAUUUGGAUAAUUAUUUUUAAAAAAUAAUUAUUACUUUCACAGACAACUUGACAUAUAAAUACUUAAAAAUUCUCAAAAAGAUUAAAAAAAAAUGUUUAACAAUAUUACACAGAUCUUAAGAACUCUUAUUUAUAAGACUGGAAUAUUAUUAAAAGAGGACAUUACUUGAAAACUUAUUUGUAGCCAAAAUGUUCGUAAAUAAACAUAAAUUCAUUGAUGGCAUUAAUUUUGUAACGAAUAUUCGACCUUAUAUAAUGAAGACAAGCGAAUGGAUUGUAAUCAUUGAAAACACAUUUCGCAGAAGAAUAUUUAGAAUCAAUAAAGUCUUUAUCCUGAAUACCCUCUGUUUGAUUGAAAUUCGUUACCAUCAAUGGGCAUUGUCCUUUAUUAAAAACUGCUAUAGAUUUUUUCCAAGACGAAUAAGCGUGAAAACCUGGAUUAAAACAAGCAAUCAUAUCGGGCUUUUCAAAAUUUUUACUGCUACAAUAAUUAUGAUAUUCUGUCGCAUAUUUUUUGAUAAUCAAUUGUCUUUUAUCUUCCACGCAGAGUUUGCACACAUUUUGCACAUUCGCAUCAAACGGAAAUAGUUCAGGUCCAAUCAAAAUUAAUGUAAGUUUACGUAAUUGUGGCAAAUAGUGCAAUAUUGUUUCCCAAUAUGAAAAUACUUGUUCACGUAUAUGUGCGCCAACAACAUGAAUUAACAUAGAAUCCAAAUUGAGAUUUAAUUUCUCCAUAGCAAAAAGUAUUGACAGUGGAAUAGAAUAUUUCUCUGAAAAAUAAGAGUCAAAUGCAAAUCUUUUUUCAAUUUCUAACAUAUUGUAUGGAACAUUUGAAAAAUAUUUUUCAAAAAAUUGCAUCAUUGAAUUUGGCAAUUUUUCAACGUUUUUUUGCAAUGGUAAUUUCAUAUCUUCAUUUAUGUACGACAUCGAUUCAACAAUAUUUGCAUAGGAUUUAUUUUGUAAAUAAAAUAUUGAUAAGUAUUUAAUGCACACAUUCUCAUGACUUGGAUCAUUUAUGUGAAUCUCGCAAAAGCUGGAUUGAGGACAUUUCGUACAAUUUUUAAGAAGUUUAGGAUUACAUUCAAAGCAAACCGCACAAACUCUUGGGUUGUCUAUCAUAUCAAAUUCAAGACAUUUUAGUGGCCUCAUUAGUAAUUCGGAAAUUCUUAAUAUCAAAAAAUC